Messenger RNA from Adineta steineri, 243 nucleotides. The record is from the annotation of a GenBank genome assembly. Lineage: Eukaryota; Metazoa; Rotifera; Eurotatoria; Adinetida; Adinetidae.
AUGGAAAAAGUACGAAUGCUUCAUCCAUCAUCGGGACGUGAUAAUUUUAAUGUUGUCCCGAACCAAGCAACAACUAACACCGCCGAUGAUCUAUCACCACAAGCGACUAUCCAGAACCAAGAUACAGCACGAGCAGCAAGCGAGCAAGACAUAGAAGAACAAACAAGAAAUGCUAUUAUGACGGCCGCUGCAUCUCAUUCACAAGUAUCACCAAAUAAUUCAACGGCUAAUGAGAAAAAAUAA